Rhipicephalus microplus (southern cattle tick) is the source of this 651-nucleotide messenger RNA. RefSeq names its product acanthoscurrin-2-like. NCBI's taxonomy places the organism in Eukaryota, Metazoa, Arthropoda, Arachnida, Ixodida, Ixodidae. The record is from RefSeq and is a predicted model, not a curated record.
AUGAACAUUGGUAUCAUUGGUCUCAUUGGCACUGGUGGUCUCGGAUACAGUGGCGUUAAGUACUACCCACUUGGCUACCACAGAGAACGCCAAUAUGGGCUCGAGUCUAUGGCAGGCGGCCACCGCGGAGAUGCUGGAAGAGGCAUUGGCCUCAUCGGCACCGGAGGUCUCGGAUACACUUGUGUAAAGUAUGGACCCGUCGGCUAUGGUUUUUGGACUGGUCACCAUUAUGGAGGAGCUGGGGUCAACAUUGGUCUUAUCGGCACGGGUGGACUCGGAUACAGUCCUAUUAAGUUCGAGCCCCUAGGCUAUGGUUCCUCGACUGGCAGUCAUUAUGGAAAGGCUGGGAUCAACGUUGGUCUCAUUGGUACUGGUGGUCUAGGAUACAUGUACGACCCCCUCGGGUAUGGAAGUGAACGUCAGUAUGAAUACGGGUCUUCGACCGGCAGCCACAGCGGAGUGGCUGGGACUCCCAUCGGUCUCAUCGGCACCGGUGGUCUCGGAUACAAUUGUGUUAAGUACGCAACCCUCGGCUAUGGUUCUUCGACUUCUGGCCAUUAUGGAAGAGCUGGGAUCAACAUUGGCCUCAUCGGUACAGGUGGUCUCGGAUACAGUGGUGCUUACUACGAGCCCCUAAGCUACGGUACUUGA